This is a messenger RNA of Mesocricetus auratus (golden hamster), 1583 nucleotides long. It is a transcript of the gene Dbndd1, whose product is annotated as dysbindin domain containing 1. Lineage: Eukaryota; Metazoa; Chordata; Mammalia; Rodentia; Cricetidae. Gene Ontology annotation, biological process: negative regulation of protein kinase activity. Gene Ontology annotation, cellular component: cytoplasm. The record is from RefSeq and is a predicted model, not a curated record.
UAGGCUGCUGCCCCGAUGCGCUGCUCUCGAAGCCGGGACCCAGUAGUCGCCAGAGCAGUUGGGAUACCCGGCCGGCUUCCGCCGCCGCUGCCCACACCCCUCGAGGACCCCAUUGGCCGCAUGGAGUCUCCGGAGAGCGCUGGUCUGGGAGAGAUUGUUAAAGAAGUCAAGGUACCACAGGCUGCCCUGAGUGUUUCAGCUCAUGAGACAGGGGACACUUGCCACACACCUGUGACAGAGGGAGAGGAAGUUGGCAUCCCAAUACCAGCACCAGGAUUCCUGCAGGUUACGGAGAGGAGGCAGCCUCUGAGCAGUGUCUCCUCUCUGGAGGUCCACUUUGAUCUCCUGGACCUCACGGAGCUGACUGACAUGUCUGACCAGGAGCUGGCCGAAGUCUUUGCAGACUCCGACGACGAGAACCUUGCCACUGAAUCCCCAGCAGGUCUGCACCCACUAUCUCGAGCUGGCUGCCUACGCUCCCCCUCCUGGACAAAAGCAAGGGCGGAGCAGAACCGUGAGAAACAGCCCCCAAGUGACCCAGAACGGAAAGGCACAGUUGUGGACUCUUUCCUCACUGUGGAGGGGCCCGAGGAAGAUUAGCCCAACUCCAUCUGUUCCAGAGUUGCUGAAGGGCUGGGCCAGACCACCAUGAUGGCAAAUCAGGACAGUACUGACGCAAAAGAAGCACUCUGUCAACUCCAAGUCAAAGUCUGGGUGCCAGGCACAGGCCUCUGGGCACCCCAGCACAAGCACAGCCCAGUGGCCUUAGGUCCAGCUGGUUCCUGGACCCUGAAUCAGGGAUGACAGACACUGUAUGAAAUCUCUGCCUUGGGAUGAGAAGGAAUGGAGUGGAUAAUGGUGGCCUCCAUCUUCUAAAAACUUAUCUCUAAGACAAGACUAUUUCUAGUGAGAUUCCAAGUAGGUUCAAGGUAUGGAGAUCGAAGCCCAUGAGAGCUGCCCAGGAACCUGGAGGGGUGUAUAUCCAACCUCAGUUAGUGAGCUCAUAAGCCCAAAGUAGAUUCAGUGGUCAGUCAUGGGCUGGCUCUGCUGUCCAGCCAAGCGAUGGGGACAGGUUACUUUCCUAAAACUUCCACCUUGACUUAAAAUGUGCACCCUUCCUCUGUCUUGGGCAGGUACCACUGUUUCCAGUCUCCUCCCCAGGCUUGCUUCUCUUUGUCUGUGGAUGUGACAGCUCAAAGGUUGAGAAAUCACCCCAUGUCUUCUUUACUUCAGAACACCAAACCUCAGUGACAACUCCCAGAUUGCUCGGAGGGACAGAGUACCAUGUCUCCAUUCCUGUCAUAAGGGCAUAUACUGUACCAUAUCCCAUUGCUUAGCUCAACCACCCACAUAGCCUGUCAAAUGCUCAGUGGGAGGCUGACACUGUGGAUCUGUCUCGGGAGCAGUUCAGGGGAGGCAGGGCCAAUCUAGCCACCCACUCUGCUGUGAGAUGUUAGACUCUCAGUUUAGACACGCUCAACACUACUUUCAUGUGCUCAAAGACAAAACAGACUGCUGCUCUGACCAUGAAUCAAAGACUGGUCUUAAAAUAAAGGUUUACUUGCUUUUUGUCCCCAGGCAAA